AAGACAGAGGAUGCAGUGAAUGAGUCUCCAUAUGUGCAGUUACAUUAUGAUGGCUUAAUGUGGACAAUGGAUAUUUUAUCUCUGACCACAACCUGUAAGAUGGAUCUCUACAACUUUCCAUUUGACAAACAAAACUGCAGUUUAACUCUUCAAUCUUUAACCUAUAAAGAAAAUCAGCUAAUAUUGAAGAAAGGCACAGAUCAGGAUUCCCUUACCCUUGAAUCCAAGAAGAUCUUUCAGACUGAGGGAGAGUGGGAACUGCUCGAUAUAAAUAUGACAACAACCUAUUCCGAGACUUUGUGGGUCAAUAGAAGUCGCAUUGCAUUUCAGAUCACCAUCAUGAGGAGAUCUCGGAUGUAUAUCAUCAACUUAAUUUUUCCAGUAUUCUGUGUCCUUGUGCUGGAUGUAGCCUCCUUCUUCAUAAAUGCAUCUGUAGCAGACAAGCUGGGCUUUAAAGUGACUUUACUGCUGUCCAUUUCUGUGUUACUGCUGAUUCUUCAUGACAAGCUGCCAUCUACCUCCAGUAAAAUCCCAUUGAUUGGGGUUUACUGCGGUGGGAUUUUCACACUUAUUGGUAUAAGCAUUCUGGAAACCAUCUUUGUGAAUUUUCUGAUUUCUAAAGGAGAAGCACCAGCGGAAACCAAAGAUGCUGCUACUGGUCAUGAUGAUGGCGUAGACACGUUUACCAUGAGAAUUGAAGAGCCGACAUGUACAGUCAACACUCAGAAGAAGGCAUCACUGUACUGGAACAGAGCGGCAAGAAUCAUAGAUGAGACCUUCAUUGUUCUUUACAUCAUCACUGUUAUUGUGUUUCUGUCUGUUCUUGGCAAUAUUUGGUUUCAUUUCGAAUAACCUCUUAUACAACCUUUUAUUGUAUGUGGCUCCCCAGUGUUUGUUUAAUUCUAUUCACGUCCCUUUAAAUUGGCCAUUUAUGAAAAUCUGACUUUUUUCAUGUUUUAGUAUUAUAACUGGGUCCCCAGUGCUUCUAUCAACAUAGAAAAUGCAAUUUCCAUUAAAUUUCUGUCAUGAAUUAAUGGAUUGCUGGAAAUAGUCUUCAAUGAUUUCUUAACAGGAUUUGCCAAGAACGAAUGACACUGGCGAUCACGUAGUUAUCAACAACAAAACAAUAACCAGGCAGUAGCCCCCAGUAAAACCAGCGGAGCUAAAAACAAUACCACCGGAAUCAGUAGCGCCUCCUAGUGGAGCUUACAACAAUAAUCAUUUAUAUCACAUAACAAUUUCUUUUGUUGGAUAUUUUAGUGAAAAAGUGUGACCCGGGGGAUUAAAUGGUUAAACAUUUAAGAAAAAAAAGUAAAAAAAAACUUCUUCAUUUUAGUUAACAUUUUUAACCUACAAAAUCCAUAACUUGGGAACUUAAAAUGCUCUGAGGAAAAGCCAUCUUUGCUUCUGAAUAUUUAAUCACUGUUUCAGUUAUUAUUGUUUGUUUUGGUAUACAGGGACACUUUCAUCUACAAAAUGCUGUUUCGGGUGUAUUUUCUGGGUGGAUUAAGUUCAUUUAAUGAUUGUCGUGGACUAUGUCAUAAAGUUUUGUGUUAUAUCAAUAAGUUUGCUAUAGACCCUUUUACAACGCACAUGAUCAAAUAGCCUGCGCGCAUUUAGGCAACAGAAGUGGUGUUAUUCUAAUGUGUUAGCAACUCAGAAAGUUGAUCAAAACAGUUACCCAGCAUCAAAAUGUCUGGUUGUUGCGUUUGGUUGCACUAAUAUAACAUAAUAAUAUACAUAUGUAUCUGGCAACUUUAUUUUUGGCCAUCUGCUAACAUCUUCUAUCCACUCCACAAUACACGGAUCUUGUAGCUGUGUUGAAAAAGUUGAUAGUGUCAACUUUUUAAAAUAACUUUCUAUGUCUGUGUUGCUUCACUGCUGAUUCUUGUCAUACUUCCGUUGCCAAGAUGCGCGUGCAUACGCUGCCACGUCAUCAUUGUGUCCAAACAGUAAAAGGGUCUAUAUGAACAUAAAUUAAUCUAAAACUUUAAAUGUAAUGUAGUUUAAGAAACUAAGUGUGUAAUUUGUUUUCUUUAUACUAAUACACUUUAAAACCUUUAAGUUUGCAAUAAUUAACUGGUAGCAGCUUUACCUGCACAGUACUGUUUAGUUUACAGUUUUUACUGUAUUAAGAUUUACAGUGUAAUACUACAAAUAAAUGUGCAGUUCAUUACUGCAUUCCUGUACAUUUACAACACAAAACAACAGUAAAUUACUGUACAUUAACAGUAUGUCAAUUGCAUUUAAUUUACACACUGUAAAAAUACUUUGCUGCCUUAAAAUUUUUUGUUAAAUCAACUCAGGUUUACAAGUCAUGUCAAUAGAAAUGAGUUGUCGAAUAUAAAAUAUAGUUGAGAAAAGUCAACUUAAUUUUAUAAGUUAUAACAACUCACCUGGAGUUAUAACAACUCAUCUCUUGUCAAGAUAAAUAAUAGUAAGUUAAAAUGACUUGUAAAUCCGAGUUGAUUCAACAAAAUUGUUUAAGGCAGCGAAGUAUUUUUUACAGUACAGAGAAACACAGAUAACUGAGUUCCUGGCCAUGUACUGUAUUUUACAGGAGUGCUGCUGUACCAUCUUCUGAUUACAUAAAACAAGGUUAAACCUGAGGCUUUGACUGAGUUGUGUUUUUGUAUAUAAGUCUGUGCACUGAAAAAAAUGGACUUAGUGGGUCUUUGAAUUUACAUAAAAUAAACAUGUAUAUGCAACACAAAAUAUUUAUAUUCCUUGUGUAAACAUAAUUUAAUUGAUUAGGAUUAAAAUGUUUUGUUUGAAUGUAAAAUCAACACAUUAUUCUCACAUUGAUUAAAAUUGAUUGAAUUGAAUACUUAAAGCAAUAAAAUUGGGUUUGCACACAAAACGGCACCUCCUGAGCAGCAGGUGGCAGUAAAGCUCAAUGAAAAGGACGUCAAUUGCCAUAAAAAAAGAAUAAAUAUCGUUUGUUUUGGGCGCCAAAAUGAAGACUCAGCACAGCAGUCAGUCAGAAGAACUCUCUCAGACGGACACCACGUUAUUAAAGUAAGUUCUAUUAUUUAUUUAUGUUUGCUUUAUACGUGAUACAUCUUAACUAGAUAGACUGUUUUUUUACAAUAUGUAGCCAUUGCAAUGACUUGUAGUAAAAAUUUGUUUGGAGGAGGUUGGUGGAGUAAUUUAACGUUGCAGUCAGUCAGGCUCAUAAAGAAAAACACAGCGUUUUAAAAACGUCAGCUGUUUAACGUUAUUUCACCUUUGGUAGUUUUAUCUGAGUUGAAAACUGUCAGCUUUGAGUUGACUUUUGAGGCACUUUUUACUCAGUUGUUCUAUGGAAACGUGUCAGGACAAAUAAAACGCUAACCAAAAGUUAUUCUGUCCAGAGUAACGUUAUCCAUGUAAGUAAUUUACCAGAUGAUAUCAAUUGACUACAUUAACGAACAUUAAAUUAUUCGUGACUUCGCUACACCACGAGCAACACUUGAUUCAAUUAGAAAAAGCUUUUUUUAAAUGUCUCGCGUGACGUCUGGUAUAUUAACUGAAAAAAAAAGGCUUUGAAGUGGCCACAUCUUAAAGCUGACGUUUUCAGAAGAGCACCUUGUUGUUUUAAGAUCUCAUUUUGUCCAAAAUUUCGUCCUAUGACAGAUAUAAUACUUAUUUCAUUAUUGUUCUGUGUAUGUGUGACCUUCAUCAUUUGAGGUUGUGUGUUGAUUCACAUCUGAAUAUUUCCUCUUAUAGGUCCAUCAUCCUUUCAUGCGCUACACAGCAUUGAUAAAUGCUGAAUUUAAAAGAACCACUACUUUCUUAUGUUCCUGUGUCACCUGGACCUCCAAUCCAAAAACCUGAUGAAACUCUUCUAUCAGAAAGGAGGACAGCUAGCAAAAAGACUUCAAACAAUUAAUGAUCAAAUGACAGAUGGCAUGGAUGAAGUCAGCAUCAGUGAGGUCAUUUGAAGACACCACUGUUGGGAUUUGUGCUCUCAAACAACAUGCUUCUUGUGAUGAAGAAGAGGAUCAUUGUAUAGUCCUGGAAGCCAUGAAGGUGUUGCAACAUCGUGCCAUGUUGUUUGAGCUGAUGUAUGCCUUAAAUCUGAGCUAUCCUGAUCUCCGUUUUAUUUUUGAGGAAAUCCAAAAGAUUUUAAUGGAACUGCAUUGAGCGUAACUUUAACGAACAGUUUCUUUCAGUGAAAGGAUCAGAAAGACUGUGCUGCUCAUUUUUGACUUUGUUUAUCUGUUUUAAGUGUUUUCUCUUAUUAAUACAUUAACAGUUUGCUGCUCAGAUUCGA
Messenger RNA from Misgurnus anguillicaudatus (oriental weatherfish), 4255 nucleotides. The record is from RefSeq and is a predicted model, not a curated record. Lineage: Eukaryota; Metazoa; Chordata; Actinopteri; Cypriniformes; Cobitidae.